AGUAUGGGUGUGGUGGUAAUCCCGGUAUGAAUUGGUCAGAUUCGCGUGAAAAUUUGGCGCCUGAGGCCUUGUUGUUUUUUCCGGACAUAACAAACGACACGCAGACACGAACAAUGACCGAGUUACUUUUUUAAAUCGACCUACAAAAGCAUGACUAGGAACUGACGGAAGGUCUGCGGGAUCCUUAGAGCUAUCAACAGUAGGCCUGCGUGUUUAUCAGCCUGACGUGAGGUGGAAGUGAAGCCCUCAGCGGAGGAUCAUGAGCGAGCUGGAGCAGUUGCGGCAGGAGGCCGAGCAGCUGCGCAAUCAGAUCCGAGAUGCCAGGAAAGCGUGCAGCGACUCCAGUUUGUCCCAGAUCACAGCUGGGUUGGAUUCGGUGGGGAGGAUCCAGAUGCGCACAAGACGAACCCUGCGGGGCCAUUUAGCCAAAAUCUACGCCAUGCACUGGGCUACUGAUUCCAGGCUUCUAGUGAGCGCAUCUCAAGAUGGAAAACUCAUCGUAUGGGACAGCUACACAACAAACAAAAUCCACGCCAUUCCUCUGCGCUCGUCCUGGGUCAUGACGUGUGCCUACGCUCCAUCUGGGAACUACGUGGCGUGUGGAGGUUUGGACAACAUCUGCUCCAUCUACAGCCUGAAGACCCGAGAGGGCAACGUCAGGGUCACGAGAGAACUGCCCGGGCACACAGGUUAUUUGUCGUGCUGUCGUUUUUUGGAUGAUAGCCAGAUAGUCACCAGCUCUGGAGAUACCACAUGUGCUUUGUGGGACAUAGAGACCGGUCAGCAGGCCACCAUCUUCUCAGGCCACAGUGGAGACGUGAUGAGUCUGUCUCUGAGCCCGGACUCCAAGAGCUUCGUAUCUGGAGCCUGUGACGCUACCUCCAAACUCUGGGACAUACGAGACGGCAUGUGCAGGCAGUCCUUUACCGGUCACGUCUCUGACAUCAACGCUGUUUGUUUCUUCCCCAAUGGGAAUGCGUUUGCGACCGGCUCAGACGACGCCACGUGCCGCCUUUUCGACCUGCGUGCUGAUCAGGAGCUCAUGAUGUACUCUCACGAUAACAUCAUCUGCGGCAUCACGUCUGUAGCUUUCUCCAAGAGCGGCCGCCUGCUCCUCGCCGGCUACGACGACUUCAACUGCAACGUUUGGGACACGCUGAAGGGAGAACGUGCAGGAGUUUUGGCCGGACAUGAUAACAGGGUGAGUUGUUUAGGCGUGACCAAUGAUGGCAUGGCCGUGGCCACCGGCUCAUGGGACAGCUUCCUCAGGAUAUGGAACUGACCUGAUUGGAGAGAACUGGAGUGUAUCGUUGUGGCGGCCUGCUUCCACAGAGGGGACCCUUUCCCUCUCUUUUAUCCUUCCUUUUCCAGGUGAUCUCUUAAUAGACCCUUUCCCUACGUCUGCAUACGCCGCCAAUCCCACUCCCAGUUUCCAGAGGAUGAACAAGGCAGAGAUCUGGACUCUCUCUCUCUCUCUCUCUCUCUCUCUCUCUCUCUCUCUCUCUCUCUCUGUCUUUCUCUCUCUCUGUCUUUCUCUCUCUCUGUCUUUCUCUGUCUCUGUCUACGGCCUCCUAAUCUGAAAAAUCCUAAGGAAUAGACUGUCGUGUAUAUACUAUUUGCUAUUCUCUGUGCUUCUACGUAAAACGUACACAUUUACAGUGUUUGGAUGUCGUGUGAAAUUUUUGAGCUGAGUGUGUUCGUCUCGGUCGUGUUUUUUUUUUUUUUUUUUCCCCUUUUCCCAAUUAUGGAAUUUUCUAUGAUUUCAUGUGUUCCUUCCCCCCCACCCCACCAUCACAGCGACACACACACACACAGGGACCCUGCCAGUGGUUUGGACCACUCCAUGAACAAGCUGAGUCUCUAUGCGGUUUCUAGGUGCUGAUGUCGACCCGUCUCGCUCCCGGGUCUGUGUUAGAUGUUUAAAGUGUCGGUUUAAGUGAAGGAGCACGUGAGGUGUUAAAAAGCAUCACGUAACACUGUAAUGACUUCGUGAUACAGUCUUUCAGGCUGCCGCUCCGCCAGUCGCGGGCAGCUCGUGUUUACUCCUGCUGUAUUACAGCCGGACGCCAUCGUGUUGAAGGAUUCAGCGUCACAGGCUCUGUCUGUGUUAGUUGUAGUAUCAGUAUUGGUCAUGUAUGAUAGGAGUAAAUCUCCUGAGCAGGUGAUAUUGAUAUUGAGAGACAAAAUCAUGACCUCAUGUUUGUCUCGGUUGUUAAUUCACUGGCACUUUGUUAGCAAAUCUAAAAUUCCUUGUAGUGCCUCAUGGUUAGUUCGUUUUGCCUUUACAGAAGGAGCCACUAGUGUCAGCACUUUAAGACAACUAAUAAGACAAGCUUUUGUUUCUGUUCUAUCGUGAGUGAGAACAGGAACUAGCUUGUUUAAUGGACAUUCCACAGCAUUCGCUGGAGCUAGGAACUGAUGAAAUGUGACUGUAGGAACUAGCAGCGCAGUUUGAUAGCUUAAAAAAAAAACGAUUAAACCGAUAGAGAUUUCAUAAUAAAUCCUGCUAACGACGUGCCACAAAAUUGACAGAGUCCCCAUCACUCGAGGCAUUUUUAUUGAAGCUGUAUGAAUUCUAAAAGAGAGAAACUGAGAAACUUUUCAAUAUGAACAUUAACAUCCAACCAGAUGUUUGUAAUUGUGCAACACUGCACUGUUUAUUUUCUUCUCCAUUUAUUUGUGAGCAGCUGAGUUGCUAUAGAAACAUCUGACCAAUCAGACUGGAGGAUUCUGCCUCAGUGAAGUAUUAUUCACGAUAUCCACGUCAUGUCGGCCGUUUCCAGUGCCAAAUGUUAAACGCUAAGUGCUCUGAGUGGAGAACGUUAUUAACACAAAACGUAAUGAUAAAUGUGCACGUGUCCAUUUUAUAACUUUUUUUUCUUUUCCCUCCUCUAAUGUGAGUUGAUGUAAGCUUUGGUAUAAAACGGCACAGUCUCCUGUGUCAACAGAACAAGCCUUAACUGUUUCUAGUUCACUUGAAACUUGACAAUUUUGUGCCAGAUAAUAGAAAUGAAGGCUGAUGUGUUAUUUUUUUUCUUUUUCUAUCUUUUCAUGAGUUUUUCCAUGGAGGCUUUACCCCACACUCAACCUUUAUUUUUAUAUAUAUAAUUUUUUUUUGCCUACAGUAUUGAGACGGUUUUGUUGUAUUAAAUCAUUUAAAUGAUUUUGGUAUAAUUUCACAUCGACUGUCUUUCGUGUGUGAGAGCGAGCGCGAGAGAGAAUGUGCUUUUAUAAACUAUUUCUUGAAUCGAACCGUCAACUCUAGCACAAAAAGUCGGUGAAGAAUCCCUAGUCAGGUUUUGUGGAGUCUGAAGGAUGGAUGUACACUUUGACCUGCUGUGAUGAAGAAUCGGUUUUCAGUAGAGACGCAGAAGUGUUUAUAUCUAAACCUGAAUGUCUUCUGUUUUGUUUCCAGUGAAAGCUGAGUUCAAAUUCACCAUUGUGGCAGAAAUUUUGCGUCUUUUCUGCACUAAGGGUGUGUGUGUGUGUGUGUGUGUGUGUGUUUUGGUUGUUUGUUUUUAUUUUCUGCAUUCAGCUGAUGUCUUAAUUUUUAUAACACAAAUACAAACAUUAAAACCAAACAAAACACGGA
Molecule: messenger RNA, 3592 nt
Organism: Tachysurus vachellii
Lineage: Eukaryota; Metazoa; Chordata; Actinopteri; Siluriformes; Bagridae
Gene: gnb4a
Product: guanine nucleotide binding protein (G protein), beta polypeptide 4a
Exons: 10
Coding region: 260-1282 (340 amino acids)
Biological process (GO): G protein-coupled receptor signaling pathway
Cellular component (GO): cytoplasm; heterotrimeric G-protein complex
Molecular function (GO): protein binding; signaling receptor complex adaptor activity
Source: RefSeq, a predicted model, not a curated record